CCCAUCAUUAAGAGGACAAGGCCAUCCUCUACCGCUGUAACUUAUCAUCGAAGAGUAUGGCGGCAGCAGAAGCCUCCUCCUCCUCCCCCAAUCCGCCGCGUCCUGACCUCCGCCGCCGCCAGCGCCGCCUCGUAUUCGACCGGCGCUACGGAUGGAUUUUCGACGAAUGGACGGACCCGGCCGUCGCCGCCCUCUCCGGUGGCAGGGGAAUGUUCUGCGUACUCCCGAUGGCGCAGUCGCUGAUGAGCGCGGCUGCAUCUUCGGUUGACUAUGCAGCCGAUUCAGUUAGCACAGCUCUUAAACGCCCUGACAUUUUCUCCCCACUGGCAUAUCUUCCUCACCUGCAAUUGCAUAGGAAGCAACAAACUUGGUUCCGCGGACUUGAGCGAUCUGGAGUCGUAGCUGAUACCAAGUUAAUACCAUGUAGUACUCUGUAAGCGGAAUAUGGAAAGAAUGCACAAGUCAGUUCUGUCGGCGAAACACGCGUGGCUUCCUAACAAUGUCUGAAAGAUAGCUUGGUCAAAAUCUUGAAAUGCUAGCAACAUUUCGCCCGGUUUUGUGCAAUUGGUUUUUAUUACUUCCGUGUAUCUCCUCUGAUAUUAUCCUUCUCAAUACUUUUUGGAUUAA
Messenger RNA from Aegilops tauschii subsp. strangulata, 627 nucleotides. RefSeq lists its product as uncharacterized. The record is from RefSeq and is a predicted model, not a curated record. NCBI's taxonomy places the organism in Eukaryota, Viridiplantae, Streptophyta, Magnoliopsida, Poales, Poaceae.